This is a messenger RNA of Pistacia vera, 1443 nucleotides long. Its product is annotated as ankyrin repeat-containing protein NPR4-like. NCBI's taxonomy places the organism in Eukaryota, Viridiplantae, Streptophyta, Magnoliopsida, Sapindales, Anacardiaceae. The transcript is spliced from 4 exons. Bases 379 to 1290 code for a protein of 303 amino acids. The record is from RefSeq and is a predicted model, not a curated record.
AGAUUAUAAACUGCAAUAGCACGAAAGCCGUCUGCAAUUCCGGCAGAAAAAGGGGAAAAGCCUAAGUUUUACCAAUUAUUCAAGUUUGUAUGUUAUAAGAAGGAAAAAGGAAAGACAAAGUCGACGCAUCACCAAGCACUUCUACUUGUCAAACAACUGUGCAAGGAAAUUAUAGAGAAUCAAGACAACUACGGAAGAUCUUCCUCAAUCCUAAAACAAGCCUUCCUUUUAGCAGCAGAAUUGGGGAUUUCCGAAGUUGUGGAAGUGAUUAUAGAUUCAUUUCCUGAUGCAAUCUGGUUUACAAAUGAAAAGAAUCAUAAUAUAUUCCAUUUGGCAGUUCUGCAGCGUCGAGAAAAUGUAUUCCAACUCAUAUAUCAUAUGAGUGGUCGUAAAGAAUUAUUAUUGAUGUCUCAAGACAUUGACAAGAACAAUAUCUUGCACUUGGCAGGAAAUUUGGCACCCAAAAGUCAACUAAACCGCAUUCCUAGUGCAGCUAUACAGAUGCAACAUGAGUUACAAUGGUACAAGGAAGUGGAGAAACUUGUGCCGCCUGAUUACAAAGAGGAAAAAAAUUCUAAAGGAGAAACUCCACGAAUGGUAUUUAUGGAAGAACAUAAAGGACUUGUCAAAGAAGGUCAGAAAUGGAUGAAAGAUUCUGCAACCUCAUUCUCACUUGCUGCGGCACUCAUUGCCACUAUAGUAUUUGCAGCAGCCAUCACAGUACCAGGUGACUACAGCGAUGAUGGUCGACCAACUUUUCACAAACGGGCAUCCUUCAAGAUAUUUGCCGUUUCAGAUUCAAUUUCUCUGUUCUCAUCAGUUGCUGCCAUCAUAAUAUUUUUUUCUGUUCUCACUGCGCGGUAUUCCGAACAUGAUUUUCUUUACUCUGUUCCAACAAAGUUUAUGUGGGGUCUUGUUAUGUUGUUCCUCUCUCUGACAGCGCUUAUGGUAGCCUUUUGUUCCACUGUUUAUCUGGUGUUUGGUGACAGAAAGGGUUAUUGGAUCCUUUAUUUAGUGUAUGCAUCAGCUUCAGUGCCUCUGUUCUUGUUUUUCUCUUGGCAGUAUCCCCUCCUACGCGACUUUCUUUUUUCCACAUACGGCCCCGAAAUUUCCCGCAUGAUAAGAAGAUGUCUUCUAGGCAUUUCCGAAAGGUUAAGAGCGUGGUACAAGAAAAGUAAGAAAAUAAUAUUGAAAUUAGUCUCUUGCUUUGCUGCCCGUUGUUAUUGCUGUUGGUGUUGCCGUUACCGUACUGAUACUCCUCCCCAAUCUAGCAAACAAAAUAUUGUUUGAUCGUCCUGUUCUAGCUGCCUUCGCCUUCAAAGUGGAUCUGCAUCACUAAUAAUUUGUAUUGUAUUGUCAAUUGAUGAUAGGAAAAACUCUAAAAACAUUGCUACGUUGCAAUUUUUUAAUGGAUUAGGAUCAUUUCCUGACCUAAGUUUUACU